Molecule: messenger RNA, 1479 nt
Organism: Oldenlandia corymbosa var. corymbosa
Lineage: Eukaryota; Viridiplantae; Streptophyta; Magnoliopsida; Gentianales; Rubiaceae
Source: the annotation of a GenBank genome assembly
CAUUGUGUAUGACAGUAUAAACAAAACAUUUGAAAAAUCUAUCAAAGAAGAAUAAUUCAAUAUUUUAGACUAUGCUUGUGGAUGCAGCCAAUGUCUGACCCCAACUAAUCUUCUGUAUCUUUGUUCCCAAGCCAACUGCUCCAUAUGAUGAAAGCCGACGAUUUUUCUCAAUGUGGACAGUAUACAAUUUGGAGGAUUUCAGGAUCAGGAAUUUUUUUUUCUAGCAUUUUAGUUAGAAACAGAGCCAAACAGAGCACAUUGUAAUUUAGCUCUAUUAUUGAUUGUUUCUGAAAUUCUGAAACCCAUAAAAAUCCAGCCUUUUUUUUUGUUUUGCCAUUUCAAUCCAUUGAGAAAGACUCCAUCAUUCAUUCAUCAAAACAUGGUUUCCUCCAAAGUUGUGAGAGUGUUCUUGGCUAUUUUACUUCACAACUAUGCUGUUUCAUCUUCUGAUCCUGAUCCAAUCUCUGAUUUUUGCAUCCCAAAAACAAACGUUUCAUUAGAUCAUGUCCCUUCUUGUAAGAACGCAUCAUUAGUCACUGUUGAAGAUUUUGUGUUUUCCGGCAUCAAAAGCCCUGGAAAUUUCAGGAAAACUGGUUUCUCAUCCACUCCAGUUAACUCAGGUGUCUUUCCUGGAUUAAACACACUUGGGAUGUCCUUUGUCCGGGCUGAUUUCGACGUCGGCGGCGUUAACAUCCCGCAUUAUCAUCCAAGGGCAACUGAGACUGCUUUUGUGGUAGAGGGGAAGAUAUAUUCUGGCUUUGUUGAUACACAGAACAGGAUCUUUGCAAAAGUGAUUGAGAAAGGUGAAGUGAUGGUUUUUCCAAGGGGUCUAAUGCAUUUCCAGAUGAAUGUUGGGGAUUCACCGGCUACCAUAAUUGGGAGUUUUAACAGUCAGAAUCCAGGUUUGGUUAGGAUCCCUUUUGCUGUAUUUGGUUCUGGAAUUAAAGAAGAGCUUUUGAUGAAAGCUUUUGGUUUGAAUUCCAAGGAGCUUGAUAAAUUGAGGAAGCGCUUUGAAAGUAACUGAGACAGACUCUUGCUUACACCAAUCAUGCUGUACCUGAUUUUGCUUCUUUUUUUUUUUUUUCGUAAUAUGUCCUCAUUCAUUACCUUAAGUUCUAGCAACAUUCUGCAGUGUAACUUUUUUUUCUUAGCAUAGGCAUUGUAUUAGUAUUGCAAAUAAAAAUACGAAUCAUUUUGAAACGGAAACAAUAUUACAAAAGUCUUAUUAAUCAUACUUCUGUAUAAAUUGCAUGACAAACUAGUGAAGAUCAACAAUGAAAGAAAAAAAUGGUACGUAUUAGAGCUUUGGAAUCAAAAGGUUGUAUCAAGUUUCAAACCUUAACUACCUCAAUCAACUUAGCUUUGUCAAUGAAAAGCUAAAGAAUAGAUGCUCUUUCUAGAGAGAUCCGAGGGACUAAUUGUUUGAUCUGAUCACUAACUAGUGAUUAUUUUUUAUGUGUUGGAAGUGGGUCGUCUUUU